AUGGAGUACAAAAAACAAGAGGCAGCUUAUGUGAGUUAUUUGUAUCAGAAGAGUAAGGUUGAUUGGAUCCGAUUUGGUGAUGAGAACUCUUCCAUGUUCUAUGCCAGUAUGAAGAAAAGGAAAGUUGUUAACAGAAUUGUGUCUUUUGUUGAUGAAAAUGGCAGAGUAGAAGUGGAUUACCCAAAGGUAAUUAGUCAUUUUACUCAACAUUUUCAUUCAUUCUUAGGUGGAUCUAGUGUAGCUUCUGGUCUUAUUGAGCCCUCAGUUGUGCAUUCAGGUCCUAUUCUUAGCCUUGAUGACCAAACUUUCCUUAUAAAACCAUUCACUUACCAAGAAGUCAAAACAGCCAUGUUUAGCAUUAAGGCAGUAAAGAGCCUUGGUCUGGAUGGAUUUGGUGUUGGUUUUUACAAGAGUCUUUGGUCUGUCAUUGGAAAAGAAGUGGCUACAGCAAUGAUUGAAUUCUUUGACAUAGGAUGCAUUCCGAAGGCUUUGAAUAGUACCAUAUUAGCUCUUAUUCCUAAAGUCAGCCAUCCUUCAAAUGCCUCAGAAUAUCGUCCUAUAGCUUGCUGCAAUACCCUUUACAAAUGUAUAUCUAAAAUGCUCUGUAACAGGUUGAUUCCUAUCCUUCCUAAGUUGAUUAAUCAAAAUCAAGGAGCUUUUGUUAAGAAUAGAACUAUUGCUCAUAAUGUUCUUAUUCUUCAAGACCUUCUUAAAGGCUAUAAACGGAAGCGAGUUUCUCCUCGGUGCUUAAUGAAAAUAGACCUCAGCAAAGCCUACGAUUCUAUGAUUGGGAUUUUCUUGAGAAUCUGCUGA
Molecule: messenger RNA, 813 nt
Organism: Humulus lupulus (European hop)
Lineage: Eukaryota; Viridiplantae; Streptophyta; Magnoliopsida; Rosales; Cannabaceae
Exons: 1
Coding region: 1-813 (270 amino acids)
Source: RefSeq, a predicted model, not a curated record